Musa acuminata AAA Group (dessert banana) is the source of this 3121-nucleotide messenger RNA. Its product is annotated as auxin response factor 23-like. Gene Ontology annotation, molecular function: protein binding; DNA binding. Lineage: Eukaryota; Viridiplantae; Streptophyta; Magnoliopsida; Zingiberales; Musaceae. The coding region runs from base 360 to 2876 and encodes 838 amino acids. The transcript is spliced from 15 exons. Gene Ontology annotation, cellular component: nucleus. Gene Ontology annotation, biological process: response to hormone; regulation of DNA-templated transcription. The record is from RefSeq and is a predicted model, not a curated record.
GACAGUACGAGGCUCCCUGUCUCUCUCUCUCUCUCUCUCUCUCUCGCCGCUUCCGAGCUCUCUCUAUGCUCAAAAGAAAAGGGGUGAGAGACGGAGUUAUAGAGAGAGUUUAAGGCUGAGGAUAAACGAUUGUCGGAGAAGGGCGAGUGAGAGUGAGAAAUUUAGGGGUUUUCUUGAGGGAUUUGAAGUGGCUUCGCCGAAUUAGGAUUUUUCGUGUUUUGAAGGGGAUCUGAUAGGGUUGGAUCUGGAGGCGUUCGGGGUUUCAGUUUAGGGUUUACGAUGGGUUGAGUUGGUCGGAUCAUCGGUGUCUGUGGCAAUUGACGAGUUGCGCUGGGUGCUGGUGAGUUCGGUGUGGUUUGAUGGCGUCGUCGGAGGUGUCGGUGAAGGGUAGUAGAGGACGAGGGGAGGGCUUGCCGUCGGGGUGCAGCGAGCCGCACGAGGCAGCCCCUAUGAGGGAUGACGAUGAAGAAAGGAGCCUGGGGCUCUCCGGCGGCGCAGCCGUCCGAAAAGAUUCGGAGGAUGCGUUGUACACGGAACUAUGGCAUGCUUGCGCCGGCCCUCUGGUGACGAUUCCCAGAAUAGGGGAGAAGGUCUUCUACUUCCCGCAGGGGCAUGUGGAGCAGGUAGAAGCCUCAACGAAUCAGGUAGCAGACCAGCAGAUGCCGGUCUAUAACCUUCCAUGGAAGAUCCUUUGCCGGGUUAUGAAUGUCGACCUGAAGGCCGAGCCGGACACUGACGAGGUAUAUGCUCAGAUAACGUUGCUUCCGGAUCCAAAGGACGAGAAUACCGUGACACUUGCACCGCCACCGCCACCGCCACCGCCACGGCCUCAUGUGUAUUCCUUCUGCAAGACGCUGACCGCGUCGGACACGAGCACUCACGGUGGAUUCUCAGUGCUAAGACGGCAUGCUGAUGAGUGCCUUCCUCCACUGGAUAUGAGUCAGCAGCCGCCUAGUCAAGAGUUGGUGGCCAAGGAUUUGCAUGGAGUGGAAUGGCAUUUCCGACACAUCUUUCGCGGUCAACCACGAAGACACCUGCUUCAAAGUGGAUGGAGUGUUUUUGUUAGUUCUAAAAGGCUUGUUGCUCGGGAUGCUUUCAUCUUUCUAAGAGGGGAAAACAGCGAACUGCGUGUUGGUGUGAGACGUGCACUGAGACAGCAGACUAAUGUUCCAUCCUCGGUCAUAUCCAGUCACAGUAUGCACUUGGGUGUCCUUGCUACGGCAUGGCAUGCUGUCAACACUGGAACCAUGUUUACUGUUUACUACAAACCACGGAUGUGUCCAACUGAAUUCAUUGUUCCUUUUGAUCAUGUGGAUUCUAUCAAGAGCAACCAUUCUAUAGGGAUGAGGUUCAAAAUGAGAUUUGAAGGUGAAGAAACCCCAGAACAGAGGUUCACCGGCACCAUUGUUGGCAUAGGAGAUGCUGAUCCAAGCAGGUGGACUGGAUCAAAAUGGAGAUGCCUCAAGGUACGAUGGGAUGAGGCCUCUUUGAUUCCUCGUCCAGAAAGGGUGUCUCCAUGGAAAAUCGAACCUGUUCUGACACCUCCACCCAACCCUGGUCCUAUGCCUAGGCCAAAAAGGCCUCGGACAAGUAAUGUUCCUUCUUCCCCUGAUUCAUCCGUUCUAACAAAAGAAGCUGCUUCCAAAGCAGACCCUUGCCAAUCCCAUGAAGUCUCAAGGGUCUUGCAAGGUCAGGACAUGAUGGCCUUUAGAAGUACUUUUGCAGAUAGCAAUGAGUCAGAUACUACUCAAAAGCCUAUCAUGUGGUUGGUGCGUGAUGAAAAGAUAAAUGAUGUUUCUGCUCUGAGAAGAUUAGUAUCAGAGAGGUGGAUGCACACAAAGAUGCAUGAACAAACAUACACUGAUAUAUUAUCAGGUUUCCAACCUGGUGAUUCUAGUGGGUUUCACUCACCAGGUGAUAAAAAUCUUUUGAAGUCUCAUUUCCAAGAUCAAGGAGCCAAACAUAACUGUUCUCCUGGCUCACGGUCUUUGAUGCCUCCAAAUUCAAAUUUUAGUAUUGGUGAAUGCAACCUGAAGAUGACUCGUGUUGUUGAGUUGUCUUAUCAGAAACUUGGAAGUUAUAGAUAUGACAUGCAGGGAGUUCAUACUGAACUGCAGGAAUUAGGAGGUGAUCGGCACUCAGAAAAUUGGCUACCACGGUUUCUGCAAGAUUCUCGAACAGAGAACAUGCCACAAACUAGGGUCGUGAAACCUCAACCACUAGCACCAUCCCAGAAUGAUGUGGUGAAGUCCAAAGGAAAUAGCGGUUGCAAGUUAUUUGGGUUUCACUUAAACAGCAAACCUGUAACAUCUGUUAGUACCACACUGACAAAUGGUGAUACAGAGAAACCUAAUCAGGUUUGUCAACAGGCUCCUAAAGAUGUUCAGAACAAACUGCAAGGUGGUUCAACCAGGAGUUGCACCAAGGUGCAUAAGCAAGGUAUUGCACUUGGUAGGUCUGUUGAUCUUUCCAAGUUCAGUGGUUAUGAUGAACUGAUUGCUGAACUAGAUCAAAUAUUUGAUUUUAAGGGUGCACUACUUGCUCCCAACAAGAACUGGCUUGUUGUAUACACUGACAAUGAAGGUGAUAUGAUGCUUGUCGGAGAUGAUCCCUGGAAUGAAUUCUGUAACAUGGUUCGUAAGAUUUAUAUCUACACUCGAGAGGAGGUCCAGAGUAUGAACCCAGGAACAUUAAAUUCUAGACUCGAAGAGAGUCCAGCCACUUCAGAAGAAAAUAGUUCUGGCAAAGAAACAAACGGCCCUGUGCAUGGUACUAAUCGUGAGAAUUCUGAGGGCUGUGCUGAGUUGUCACGGUCUCUUGAAGAUGUGAAGCCAAAAAAGUUGGACGUAGCUUUCUGUGAUGGUUCCAACAUAUGAGAUACUUUCUUAUUCCUACAGUUUUGAUGGUAUUGUAAUUUUUUGCUCUCAAAGUCUCUUGUGAUAUAUAUGUAUAUAUGCUGGAUGGCACCUACCUUGUAAAUAGCUUGUCAGAUUAUAGUUGUAAGUCUAACUUAUAUAUAUCCAUUUGCCCCUUCUGUGCAAUCAUUCUAAAAAGAACAAGCUUGUAAACUCUGCCUGGUUCAAUCAGAAUUCUACCAAGUACUAAAGCGGUUGUUCCUGCA